AUGCGUACAGACAUCCAGGCUCGAUCUUCGUCGUUGGAGAUAAAAACUCCUCUAUUACAAAUAACUACCGGGAAAUCAUAUGAUGCUUUUGCUCAUGAAGAUGAAGACAAGUUUCCUGACGGAGGUUGGAGGGCUUGGACUGUAGUUUUAGGCUCGAGUCUUGGAUUGAUGACUGUGUUUGGAAUAAUGCAAACCAUUAGUAGUAUUCAAGUGUUUGUGAGUAAUAACAUGUUGAAGGAUGUGAAGAUGUCGGCCACUUCAUGGAUUUUCUCCCUUUACAUGUUCUUUAAUUUGAGUAUGGGUAUAGUGGCUGGUCCAUUGUUCGACAUUUACGGUAUCAAAAAGGUUCUUAUACCUGGUAUGCUACUCAAUUGCAUUGGUCUAUAUGCAACUGCGUUCUCUACCAAGCUUUGGCAUUUUAUUCUAAGUUUUGGAUUCGCCAGUGGUAUUGGUUCUGGCAUGAUGAUGAAUCCCCUUAUGUCUGUAAUUAGCCAUUGGUUCCUUAGAAGAAGAGGAAUCGCCAACGGUUUUGCUCAGGCUGGUUCUAUUGCCGGCGUAUUGUUUCCCAUUAUGCUCAGAUCUCUAUAUCCAAAGCUCGGUUAUUCUAGUUCCAUGUGCAUUAUGGCUUCAAUUUGUGUCUUUCUUUGUUUUCUUAGCUUCUUCCUUGUUCAGGAUCGCCGAAGUGUCCUGACAGACAAGGACACGGUUAAAGGUAGGUCGCUUUGGAAAAACAUCCGUAUGGUAUUAGACUUUAGAUCUUUCAAGGAGAAGCCGUUUUCUUUGUUGGUAGUGGCUCUUUUCUUUAACGAGUUCUCUCUAUUACUUGUCAUCACCUAUAUCGGUACCUAUGGAGAAGUAAGAGGGAUGUCCGAAUCGGAUUCGUACCUUCUAGUCACUGCAAUGAAUGCUGCCGGAGUUGUUGGUAAACUUGUUCCAAACUACUUUAGCGAUAAGAUUGGUCGGUUUAAUGUGAUGAUUCUUGUAUCAUCAAUAAUGACCAUCUCUAUUUUUGCUCUAUGGCUACCCUACUAUAACAGGGCGGCAUUGUAUACUUUUUCGUGCAUUUAUGGGUUUGCAUUCGCCGGUUCUUACUCGAUGACACCUGUUACGAUCUCACAGAUAUCUCUUACGAGACAGUUUGGUUCUAGGUAUGCCACCGCCUAUCUAGUCGUGGCCUUCGGUAAUUUGAUUUCCAUGCCCAUUGGUUCUCAGUUUAUUAAUCAGCAAACCAUUCAUGGUUAUAAUAAUAUGAUUAUCUUCGCUGGUUGUACAACAUUGAUUGCCACAACUUUCUUCAUUCUCUCUAGAACCUCGAUUGUUGGCAGAUGCCUGUUUAAGUUUGUUUAG
Brettanomyces nanus is the source of this 1347-nucleotide messenger RNA. RefSeq lists its product as uncharacterized. Gene Ontology annotation, biological process: transmembrane transport. Lineage: Eukaryota; Fungi; Ascomycota; Pichiomycetes; Pichiales; Pichiaceae. Gene Ontology annotation, cellular component: fungal-type vacuole membrane. The record is from RefSeq and is a predicted model, not a curated record. The transcript is spliced from 2 exons. Gene Ontology annotation, molecular function: transmembrane transporter activity. The coding region runs from base 1 to 1347 and encodes 448 amino acids.